AUGACUAUACCUUUCAAAGUCCCCAUAUCCGAUCUAGACUUUUGUCUAGAGCAGCUUUUGGAUCACAAGCCACCCAAAAUCUUGCCCUCUGAAACCAUUCAACAACUAUGCCACAUGCUCAAAACACAGUUAUUGGCUGCCCCCAACAUCUUGUCGCUACAAUCACCUAUAUCUGUUGUUGGCGAUAUACACGGCCAGUACCAUGAUAUGCUAGAGAUUUUCAAAAUUGGAGGAUCCCCUCCAAACACCAACUAUCUCUUUUUGGGUGACUAUGUCGACCGAGGAUAUUAUUCGGUGGAAACAAUUUCACUAUUGAUAGUGUUGAAGCUUCGGUAUCCAAACAGAGUCAGCCUAAUAAGAGGUAAUCAUGAGUCGAGAACAAUAACCACAAACUACGGGUUUUACACUGAAGUGUUGAACAAGUAUAACGGGUCAGCGGAUGUUUGGUCGUACAUCACCGAUUUGUUUGACUAUCUCCCUCUAGGGGCCACGAUUGAUGGUACAGUUUUUGCAUGCCAUGGUGGUUUAUCACCAAGCUGUCAACACUUGGAUCAGAUCAGAGCAGUUGAUCGAUUUCGAGAGAUUCCUCACGAUGGUAUAAUGGCUGAUCUAGUAUGGUCAGACCCUGACGUUGAGAUAACUGAUUUCAAAUUAAGUCCAAGAGGUGCUGGCUACCUUUUCGGAAGUGAUAUUAUGGAUAAGUUUUGUAAUGACAACCAGUUGUCCCAAAUGAUCAGAGCCCACCAGCUAUGCAACGAGGGAUACACCAGCUAUUGGAAAGGGAAAUGUCUCACCGUUUGGUCAGCGCCAAACUAUUGCUACAGAUGUGGUAAUAAGGCGAGUGUAUUGGAAAUCCUAAAUACGAAUUAUGGAAGUAAAUCAAUAGAGGGUGAUGAUGCGGAGAAACAGCCAUACCCACAUUCAGCCAAAGAUGCAUCGUUCAAGUCCACGAUUCAGGCAAAACAGGGAGUGCUACCUGGCCAAUUCUUCAACGUGUUUGAAGCAUCUACCGAGAAUGAUGAGGACACAUUGAAUGGAAGGGGGAUCAAUGGAGUAAACUUGUCAAAUUCAGAUAAUAACGAUACCGAUUUUUUUGCCGCUUACUUUCAAGAACGACCCAAACGCCAACAUAGACACGUAUGGUGCAUUAUGUCACACAAUAAUUUCGAACGCUUUUCCGAGGAAGAGCAUCAAAAUCAUCUUCAAUCACCAGAGAUUGCGCAGCACCAGGGAGAACAACCGCAACACCAAGAGCAUGCUGAGCAAUUGUCGCGCUAUACCGGCCUUGAAGUUGCCCCUGGAGAUAUGGCAAUAACUCCAGAUGUUCAAAGCAGGGGAUCAGUUAGUGACCACCUGUCAUCCACGUCAACACCACAGAUAAGGAGGCCACCAUCAUUAAUGCGUUCACAAACUGUAAAUGGGAGUACGCCCAUCACGACAAAGGAACUGCAUGUGAAACGAUCUCUUAGCUCUGGAUAUAAUAACGCCGCGGCUAAGUCAGCGGCUGCAGCCAGUGGGAAAGUCCAUUUUACAAACACCACCACCUCCCCCACCAAUACCAAGAAGUCACACGCCAUAAGUGUCCAUAGUCCCGCUGCCGUUAGCAGAUCACCCAGCAGCUCGGUUGUGAGAACCAGGUCAAGCUCAUUGACGAAAACACAGCUGCAACCGGUUACCUCGCUGUAUUUGGCACAAGAAAAGUCGUAUUUGCGCAAAAUUAAAAACCAAUUUGCAGACGAUUAUUACACCAAGGGCAUUACCGGUGCAGAUGACGAAAGCAAAGAUUCAGUUGAUGAUGAAGAUGAUGAUGAAGGGUAUGACUCUGCAUCAACUAAUGGGGAUGAUGCAACAUUGUUGGCAACCAUUGACGAUGACAAGUACCAAAUUGAUUACAGCAUGGCUCUUUCGUUGAUGAAAAACUCCACUGUCAACCUCAAGAAGAUAUCGAAUCUAAAGACGGAUACUGCGGAUGAUCCCGCUGUUGUUGAAAGGUUGGAUUGGCAGUCUAUGUUGACUUCAGUAUUGACAGGAGAUGUGGUGCGAUCGGAAAAGACCAAGAUAAUAAAUACUCACAACCCUGACAAUCCACUCGAAAGCUAUGUACACUCGACAUUCAAGGAGAGCAUUUGGUUUGGUAUUAGAGCAAAGAUUUUUAAUAGAACCGAGGACGAUCAGAAGAAAAUUGUGGCUUAUAGAAGAACUUUGGUUGAGCAGUUGAUUGAAGAUAUUAUGCAGUUUGAAGUGAACUACGAUGAUUCAACGCGAAACCCAAUCCGCGAGCAAGUCAAGACGAUUUUAGAUCGAUAUGAUGAGGCGUGCAGUCUAUGGAGAACGUUGGAGGAGAUGCGUAACGACAAACCUGCUUGUCGUAGUGAGGAGUUUCAAAACAGAGUUGACGCAUUGACUGCGUGGCUAUCAAUCACCGACGCUAUUAAACGAGAAACGCACUCUUUGCGAGUGUGGAUUGGUAAUGACGAAUUGGACAUCACUAAAUCACCGGUAGAAGUGCCAAAUAAAAGCACGAGCUCCCUAUCCAAUAGCAAAAUCGUCAAGGAGAUCUUUGACGAAGAUAACAAGUCUCUUGCAGAAAGGUUGAUGAAGGAAAAAGACGUGCACACAAUCUUCAAGAAGCGUAUAUUCAAGCCAUUGUCGCCGUGGAUGAUCAAAUCAAAAGAUACGUAUAUCCGUUUGGGAAAUAUGUUUGAAAUAAUGAAACUACCUGAUUAUCUUCAUGACUUGAUUCAGAUAUGCAUUAUACCCAUGAAGUUAAUCAAAGAAAUUAUAAAUGUGCGAUUGGGGUAUGCCAUGAAGUUGCAAAACCCCACAUUGAUGAUGAUCGAUCAAAUGUUGGACGAUUUCCAAUCUUAUAUCACAAUAGCAUUGGAGGUGAAGCUGGGGGUUCAACAAUAUAAAGAGCCUGACCCACAAAAGAUAUGGCUUUUGAGCGAAUUGUUUGAUGGCGAAGUUUCAGAUUUUGAUACUGUGAUUCUUAGAUGCAUCCGGUACUUUUUGGUCUUGUUCAACAAGAAAUUGUUGGAUAGCUCGAGGUCGCAAAACAGUUUUAGGACCUUCAAGGAACCAGAAGAAUUGGAAGAAGUGUGGAAGUUCUUGCAAUCAUUGGGUAACUAUAUCGAUGGAGGGGGUGCUGUUGUAGCCGAAGAGAUUGCAUUGUUGACACUGAGAUUGAACCAUCGACUCUUGGCGUACUUUAACCAUUCCAUCAGAUCUCCUCCUCAUACUGAGUCCACGCAGGACCUUGUUCGUUGGUACAGUUCAACUUUGGGGAAUUUUGGUCAAAUACGUCGGAAGUUGGCCAGAUUUACAGGCGAUAUAUCAAGAGCAUUUACAAACUCCUUGGUUUUCGAGUUGCCUGAUCAACCACACCAAAACAACACCAAGCUCUUGCUUGAUGUAUUGAGAGAAACUGAUCAUUUCCUCGUCUACACAAACACGAUUGAAGCUCAAGGAACAUAUUUCUUUGCAAGUCCUGAUUUAGCUGGAAACGAGCAAGAAAUUCUCAAAAUAAUCAAUGGUUCAUAUGUUGGUUUGGAUCCAAGCACUAAGACAUCGCAUUUUACCGAGCUUCUGAAUUUGCUUCAUAGCUCAUGGAACGUCACCUCAGAGAGCGUAGAGGAUCCUCUGAAAUUUGGAUACAUAUUGUCGCUUUGUCCAAUGAAGCCAAUUGUGUGGGAGGGUACGGUUUUCAAUGUCAAAGUAGACUCUGUGCCCACAACUGAUUUGAAAAAUGGACAAUUGGCGCUCAUUUCAAAGGUUCCAUAUUUUGAAAUUCACAUUGUGCGAGACAAAUUUUUGGACCUUGUUAGUGAUGUUUUAGUUGUGGGUGGUGGUAUAAAACCAAUUGAACCACGAUGCUCUUUGGGCAAGGUUCAUUACGAGUUGACAAAGACGAAUAAAGCAUUUUUCCGUAUGAGUUUAUCUGUUUUGGAUUCGGUGAAAACAGUUCAACUCAAAUUCAGACAAUUGACUAACCCACAGGGUGAUUACCAAACUGUGAUCAACAAUUAUUUUGUUUUUGCUCGUGACUACGGAAAGAAUGCAGCUCGUAAUUUAGAUUCUUCUCGAAAAUCCGCCGUGAUUAUGAAACUAAUGCAGUUGGCCAUUGAUUGGGUCAGCUUCAUUUGUGACGAUUGUGUCCCCACUGAUCGGAAAACUUUCAGGUGGUGUGUAUUGGCAUUGGAGUUUGCCAUGGAUAUGACGCGUGGCUUCAACGUGCUAUUCCUCAAUGACGAGCAGUUUAGUAAGUUGAAAGUGAAAGUUGCCAGAUGUAUGUCGUUGCUCAUUUCGCAUUUUGAUAUCAUGGGAGCUAGAUCCAGUGAAGCUGAAAAGAACAAGUUGUUGAAAUGGACUUCUCAGAGACAAAACAUUGCCAAUUCACAAAAUGACGAAUACGCGUUGGAAAUGUACCAUGAGGAGAUCAUGCAGCAAAUUGCUGAGAUUGAACAGUACAGAUCUGAGCUUCUGAAUGAGUAUCAAUCAGUGGGUAAAGUUAUUGACAAGAGCGAUCUGGAGUAUCAAUUUGUCACGCUAUUGGCAUCAUCAUUCUCUAGUGUGUCUAUUAGAUGGCAAAAGGGAAAGUAUGUGGGAGGUGGUACUUUUGGUCAAGUGUUUACCGCGGUGAAUUUGGACACUGGGGGCGUUAUGGCGGUGAAGGAGAUUAGAUUUCAUGAUAGUCAAUCAAUCAAGAGUAUUGUACCACAGAUAAAGGAGGAAAUGACUGUGUUGGAGAUGUUGAAUCAUCCAAAUGUUGUACAAUACUUUGGUGUCGAAGUGCAUCGUGACAAAGUGUACAUUUUCAUGGAGUUUUGUGAAGGUGGAUCACUUGCGGGCUUAUUGACACAUGGUCGUAUUGAGGAUGAAAUGGUGAUCCAGGUCUACACGUUACAAAUGUUGGAAGGUGUUGCAUACUUGCAUCAGUCGGGAGUUGUGCACAGAGACAUUAAGCCGGAAAAUAUCUUGCUUGAUCACAAUGGAGUCAUUAAAUUUGUCGAUUUUGGUGCUGCUAAAGUGAUAGCAAACAGUGGGCGGACUAGAGUUGCUUCCAAGUCGAAUCGCCCCGUUACUGGUACCGAAAACCAGAGUUUGAACUCCAUGACCGGUACGCCAAUGUACAUGUCACCUGAGGUGAUAACUGGCUCUUCCACUGAUCGUAGUGGUGUUGUUGAUAUUUGGUCGCUUGGAUGUUGUGUUUUGGAAAUGGCCACCGGUCGCCGGCCAUGGGCAAAUCUAGACAAUGAGUGGGCAAUCAUGUAUCACAUUGCCGCAGGUCAUAAACCACCAUUGCCAUCGCCAGAUCAAUUGAGUGAAGAAGGUAGAAGGUUCAUAUCGCGAUGUCUUGUUCACGAUCCAGCAAAGAGACCUAGUGCUGUUGAGUUGUUGAGUGAUCCAUGGAUGGUUUCAAUUAGACAAAUUGCAUUUGGUGGUAGUGGAUCGGAAUACAGUACACCUUCGUCUGAGAAUGGGAACUCCAGUGCUAGUCAAUAG
Lodderomyces theae is the source of this 5502-nucleotide messenger RNA. RefSeq names its product mitogen-activated protein kinase kinase kinase (gene SSK2). Gene Ontology annotation, biological process: protein phosphorylation; peptidyl-serine dephosphorylation. The record is from RefSeq and is a predicted model, not a curated record. The transcript has 2 exons. Lineage: Eukaryota; Fungi; Ascomycota; Pichiomycetes; Serinales; Debaryomycetaceae. Gene Ontology annotation, cellular component: FAR/SIP/STRIPAK complex. Gene Ontology annotation, molecular function: protein serine/threonine phosphatase activity; ATP binding; protein kinase activity. Bases 1 to 5502 code for a protein of 1833 amino acids.